AUGCAGCAGAAUGCCAACGCAGUAUUCGGGAAAACUAUCCUUUUUCUGGCCCCGCGCUUCGCAGCUUGCGCCCCGGUUUCCCUGCAGACUGCGAAUAAAAGUAGGAAACAGCCUAAGCCUGAGGCUAAGCCUAAGCUGCCUAAGCCUGAGGCUCAGCCUAAGCCUGAGGCUAAGCCUAACCUGCCUAAGCCUGAGCCUAAGCCUGAGGCUCAGCCUAAGCCUGAGGCUAAGCUAAGCCUGAAAUUCCUACGUGUUUCUCAAAUUCCUAACCGUGUUUCGCAGUCAGCAAAAGUUGUGGGCGCGAACCGGAAAUUCUUGCUUUUCGGCGGGGCCAGAAAAAGGAUAGUUUACCAGUAUUCGUUGCGGAGUUCAGGCAGCAUGGUUGCGUAA
This is a messenger RNA of Bursaphelenchus xylophilus (pine wood nematode), 390 nucleotides long. The record is from the annotation of a GenBank genome assembly. Lineage: Eukaryota; Metazoa; Nematoda; Chromadorea; Rhabditida; Aphelenchoididae.